Molecule: messenger RNA, 851 nt
Organism: Gossypium raimondii (Peruvian cotton)
Lineage: Eukaryota; Viridiplantae; Streptophyta; Magnoliopsida; Malvales; Malvaceae
Product: heme-binding-like protein At3g10130, chloroplastic
Exons: 1
Coding region: 152-751 (199 amino acids)
Source: RefSeq, a predicted model, not a curated record
UGGAGUCUUUGCCCCUUCCCCUAGUAAUGGCAUUAUUUGGAUUGAACAUUCUAGAUUUCAGUGGCCUUCUUCUGGUUAUAAAAGAUUGUGGCUUGAUUCCUCAAGUUCAAUCCAAAAAAAGUCUAUUCUAAAUCCAACUAGUUUCACCAACAUGGGUAUGGUUUUUGGUAAGAUCACAGUGGAAACACCAACUAGUUUCACCAACUCGGCUGACUAUGAAAUCCGAAAAUACCCACCUGCAGUUGCAGCUGAAGUCACAUACGAUCCAUCUCAGUUCAAGGGGAAUAAAGAUGGUGGCUUUUCGUUGUUGGCAAAUUACAUCGGUGCUUUAGGCAAUCCCCAAAAUGCAAAACCUGAAAAGAUUGCAAUGACAGCUCCAGUGAUAACUAAAUCACCUGGAAAUGAAAGUGAAAAGAUUCCCAUGACUGCUCCUGUGGUGACAAAGGGUGACAACAAUAGCAUGGUGACCAUGCAAUUCCUAUUGCCGGCGACGUAUAAGACAGCGGAGGAAGCACCGAAGCCGUUGGAUGAGAGGGUGGUGAUAAAGGAAGAAGGGGAGAGGAAAUAUGGGGUGGUGAAGUUUGGAGGAGUGGCGACGGAUAAGGUGGUGGAAGAGAAGGUGGAGAAUCUGAAGAAAAGCUUGGAGAGAGAUGGGUACAAGGUGAUUGGCCAGUUCUUGUUGGCGAGGUAUAAUCCUCCAUGGACUUUACCUGCUUUCAGGACUAAUGAAGUCAUGUUACCCGUCGAGUGAAUGCAAAACUGUGUGUUUGUUUGUAUGUUUGUUUAGCACUUCUGUUCUCACAAAUAAGUUUGGAUUGCAUAGGCUACAAAAAGAAAUGGUCUUACCAGCA